Pterocles gutturalis (yellow-throated sandgrouse) is the source of this 2686-nucleotide messenger RNA. It is a transcript of the gene YTHDC1, whose product is annotated as YTH domain containing 1. The record is from RefSeq and is a predicted model, not a curated record. Gene Ontology annotation, cellular component: nucleoplasm. The coding region runs from base 62 to 2344 and encodes 760 amino acids. Lineage: Eukaryota; Metazoa; Chordata; Aves; Pterocliformes; Pteroclidae. Gene Ontology annotation, biological process: mRNA splicing, via spliceosome; regulation of alternative mRNA splicing, via spliceosome. The transcript has 19 exons. Gene Ontology annotation, molecular function: N6-methyladenosine-containing RNA reader activity; mRNA binding.
GUUACGCGCAGGAAGAGGGAGCCUCCAUCUUAGGCGCCGGACGCGUCGCGGCGGCGGUGGGAUGGCGGCUGAUAGCCGGGAGGAAAAAGGUGAGUUAAAUUUGUUCGUGGAAGGAUCCAACAGACCACAGAGUCAACAAAAGAUGAGUUGCAGGAGAGCCCAGUUGGGAUUGUCUGUAAUGAAAAGGACUCAUUUGGACCUUCCCCCGUCAGCAGUGAUGAACUAUGGUGAACUGAAUGUUCUAGAUGACAUCUUGACCGAUGCUCCUGAUCAAGAUGAUGAGUUGUAUAACCCCGACAGCGAGCAAGAUAAAAGUGAGAAAAAGGGAUCAAAAAGAAAAACUGACAGGAUGGAGAAUGCUGAAAGCAAGAGACAAAAACCUUCCAUGCAUUCAUCGAGGCAGAUGUUGUCAAAGCCUCCUAGUUCAUCAGUUAGCAAUAACAAGAGAAUAGUGAGUACGAAAGGAAAGCCGAUAUCAGAAUACAAGAAUGAGGAGUAUCAGAGGUCUGACAGAAACAAGCGCCCAGAGAGCGAUCGAAAAACACGCAUGUCGAGCAGUUCCAGGGAACUUUAUAAAGGACAACCAGAAAAAACUUGCGUGAGGAAGAGGGAUAUUGACAGAAGGGCAAAGUCUUCUACACCAGAUGCUUUAGAGAGAAUCAGGCAUGAUGUGGAUAGAAGACCAAGCAGAUCCAGCCAUUCCUCUAAAGAAGAGGUGAACUCUGAGGAAUAUUGUUCAGAUCACGAGACUGGCAGUAGCGGCUCCUCUGAACAAGGCAAUACAGAGAAUGAGGAGGAAGGAAUGGAAGAAGAGGAAGAUGAUGAAGGAGAGGAGGACGAAGAGGUGGAAGAAGAUGGGGAGGAGGAUGAAGAAGAGUAUGAACAGGAUGAGAGAGAUCAGAAGGAAGGAAAUGACUAUGACACACGAAGUGAAGCCAGUGAUUCUGAUUCUGAAUCUGCCUCUUUCACAGAUGGGUCAGUCAGAUCUGGCUCUGGUUCAGAUGCAUCAGAUGAGAAAAAGAAGGAGAGGAAGAGAGCUAGAGGUAUCUCUCCGAUUGUUUUCGACAGAAGUGGAAGUUCUGCAUCAGAGUCAUAUGCAGGUUCAGAAAAGAAGCAUGAGAAAUUAUCAUCUUCCGUUCGUGCUGUCCAAAAAGACCAAACAAGUAAACUUAAAUACAUUCUCCAAGAUGCAAGAUUCUUUCUCAUCAAGAGUAAUAACCAUGAAAAUGUAUCGCUUGCUAAAGCAAAGGGAGUAUGGUCAACACUUCCAGUGAAUGAGAAGAAGCUUAAUGCUGCUUUCAGAUCAGCAAGAAGUGUUAUUUUGAUAUUUUCUGUAAGAGAGAGUGGCAAAUUCCAAGGAUUUGCAAGACUGUCUUCAGAGUCCCAUCAUGGAGGAUCACCUAUACACUGGGUGCUGCCUGCAGGAAUGAGUGCAAAAAUGUUGGGAGGUGUCUUCAAAAUUGACUGGAUUUGCAGGCGUGAAUUGCCAUUCACUAAGUCUGCUCACCUGACCAAUCCUUGGAACGAACAUAAGCCUGUAAAGAUCGGACGCGAUGGACAGGAAAUUGAGCCGGAAUGUGGAACCCAACUUUGUCUUCUCUUCCCUCCUGAUGAAAGUAUUGACUUGUAUCAAGUCAUUCAUAAAAUGAGGCACAAGAGAAGAAUGCACUCACAACCCCGAUCAAGAGGACGCCCAUCCCGUCGAGACCCUGUUCGGGAUGUGGGAAGGCGUCGACCAGAAGAUUAUGAUAUUCAUAACAGCAGAAAGAAACCAAGGAUUGACUAUCCCCCUGAGUUUCACCAAAGACCAGGGUAUAUAAAGGAUCCCAGAUAUCCUGAAGUAGACAGACGAUUUUCAGGAGUUCGACGAGAUGUAUUUUUAAAUGGGUCCUACAAUGAUUACGUGAGGGAAUUCCACAACAUGGGACCACCACCACCAUGGCAAGGAAUGCCACCAUAUCCAGCUAUGGAGCAGCCACCACACCACCCUUACUAUCAGCACCAUGCACCUCCACCUCAAGCUCAUCCUCCAUACUCAGGACAUCACCCUGUACCGCAUGAAGCAAGAUACAGAGACAAACGAGUACACGACUAUGACAUGAGAGUAGACGACUUUCUUCGACGCACACAAGCAGUUGUCAGCGGUCGGAGAAGCAGGCCUCGGGAGAGGGACCGAGAACGGGAGCGGGACCGUCCUAGAGAUACUAGAAGAGACAGAGAACGUGACAGAGGCCGUGAUCGGGAAAGGGAGAGAGAGAGGAUUUGUGACCGGGACAGAGAAAGAGGUGAAAGAGUUUCACAUGGUUCAGUGGGAGAAUGCUGCUAUCAAGUAUGCAAAUAUUGAAGUAUGAUUUUUUUUUUUUGACUGUAUGGCAGUGUUGUAGCAGCUUUUUUUUUUUCUCUUCCCCACCCCAUUUUUUAGCCCUGUCUGUAAAGUCAAGUGUUUUUUCAGUCUUCAGUAAUGAAAGCAAUAUUAAGAAGACACUAUUGAUACCUAAUUUUUAACCUUUUUUAAAAAUCCUGCCGUGUUCAGUAACAUUUUGGUCAAUUCUCUUGUCUAGUCUCCUUCCAAAAUGUACACGUUGCUUGGAAUGUUCACAACCUGCGUAUGUGGAACCAGAAAAUAUUGCUGUAUUCUACAUUGCUACCAGUUUUUUUUAUAAAAAUAAAUUGGUAACUAUUGAAA